Lizanozyma spartinae is the source of this 924-nucleotide messenger RNA. It is a transcript of the gene ILV6, whose product is annotated as acetolactate synthase regulatory subunit. Gene Ontology annotation, cellular component: acetolactate synthase complex; mitochondrial nucleoid. Gene Ontology annotation, molecular function: acetolactate synthase regulator activity. The coding region runs from base 1 to 924 and encodes 307 amino acids. Gene Ontology annotation, biological process: branched-chain amino acid biosynthetic process. NCBI's taxonomy places the organism in Eukaryota, Fungi, Ascomycota, Pichiomycetes, Serinales, Debaryomycetaceae. The record is from RefSeq and is a predicted model, not a curated record. The transcript has 2 exons.
AUGAUUCCGAUGUCCUCGUGUAUUAGAUUGGCUAGACCCAGCAUUAAGCAGCUUGGAAAACAGCUUGCUAGAUCGAAGACCACUUCUUCGACAUCUGCACUUGCGUACAAGCAAUUACACCGUAACCAAACCAGACCUCCUUUACCUACUUUAGAAACUCCAAAUUGGUCUGCUGAUGCUGCUGUGAGUUCAAUAUUAUACGAGACACCAGUUGUUCUGAAUGCUUCAAAGAAACAACACGUUUUGAACUGUUUGGUACAGAAUGAACCCGGUGUGUUGUCGUCUGUUUCCGGUACAUUGGCUGCUCGUGGGUUCAAUAUCGAUUCCCUUGUGGUGUGUAACACUGAAGUCAAGGAUUUGUCUAGAAUGACAAUUGUAUUGGCUGGCCAAGAUGGUGUGAUUGAACAAGCUAGAAGACAGCUUGAAGACUUGGUUCCUGUUUAUGCUGUUUUGGAUUAUUCCAACUCUGAGAUUAUCAAGAGAGAGUUGUUAUUGGCCAGAGUUUCCUUAUUGGGACCUGAAUACUUUCAAGAAUUGAUUGCUUCGCACAAGAUCCAUACCAGUGAUGGUGCUUUUAUCCCUGAUUUGAGUGCCCCUGAACUGAUUUUCCACCCAAACAACUUGGCUCCAUCUGAAGCCUUAAGAAUGAAACAUGAGCAUUUGAAUCACAUCAACACUAUCACCGACAAGUUUGGUGGUAAAGUUGUUGAUAUUUCUGACCGGAACUGUAUUGUUGAAUUGAGUGCCAAACCCAGUAGAAUUACUGCCUUCAUUCAAUUGUUGCAUCCAUUUGGUAUUUUAGAGAUCGCCAGAUCUGGUAUGAUGGCUUUACCCAGAACUCCAUUGGAUGGUGUAGUAGUCGAAGAAGAAGAAGCUGUUGAUGCUGCUGAUAUUGUUGAUGCUUCACAAUUGCCUCCUGGUUAA